AUGAACGACGGUGCUCAGAAAGGAGUAAAACCGCAGAAAUCGGCUACGGCAGCAGCAACUGGUUUGGACGAAUCUCACGGUUCGACGAAUCGUUCUUCCACGCAACAGGAUGUAAUUAAGGAUUCGCGAUCGAUCGUGUUGCGGGCCACAUCGAGUUCGGACGAAGACAAAAGUGUUUCGAAGAACAAGGAUGGACCCGCGGAGUUAACGCAAAGACUGUCAAGGACCGAGACUGUCAGACAAGAUGCCAGAAAAUUGAAGACCGCUACGCUCAAUCGAAUGGGAAAAAUGUUUAAGCAGCGCUCCCAAACACCUGUAGCGGAUAAAUCACGCCUCGAUAUCGAUAGCGAUAUCGUAAGCAACUCGGCACUGCAAAAGAAUCCGGCUAAAACUAUGGAAAGCGAGGACGCAGCGAAAAAAGAGAAGAGCAACUCUUUAGGUAGAAUGCUGAAACUAGUGGAUAAAGAUGGCUCGCCGAAAAAAAUGUUCCAUCCUCGAGCUGGCUCUCUGAGCCGCAUAUUGCGUCGCAAUCCUAAUAACGAGGACAGCGAUGACAAAAAGCAGAUAGAAGAAAACGCACCGGGCAUUUUUUCAAGGAUGCUGAAUCAGUUGAGAGGAAAGUAGAAAAAGCUGGAAAAAAUCGUAAAUCACGCCUACUUACGUGGUAUUUAUGUAGAUUUUCGAUGUUCAGGACGGCCACAAAGUGGAAAUGCCACGCUGGAGCCAAACUUAAAGACACGCGAAAAAAUAAGCUCGUUACCUCCAAAAGUGCCGUUAAAUUCAAGAACGGUUAAUUUAUCUUCGUCGACGUCCACUUCGUUGCCACAGACGCGAAUCACCGAAUCGCCGCAAAAAUUGUCCAGUUUCGAAUAUUCGAUUUAAGUCGCCGCCGUUCGAAGUAUCGAUACGCGAUAAAAAAACGACAAUACAACGGCACGCGAAACGAAACGAUCAAGUAUGGUGCAUUUAGAAAAAGGAAGAAAAAAAGACGAAUACGUUUACCUGUAUAAUCGUAACACAGAAUCGACGAGUAAAAAUUAUCGUCUCGUUCGGUGUUCGAGCUACAGCGUUAUUGAAAAUCAAUCGACACGUUGCGAAUGCAUUGUAUAUCGUGGAAAUCGUUUCAACGCGCGUAAACGUCGCUGUAGAAUAAAGAAAAGAAAAGAAAACGAUAAAACAAAGUUUACUUUACUCGUAUUUCAACGCGUAGCAUUUUUUAGCGUGUCAGUUAGGUAGAAAGAAAGAAAGAAAGUUUAGUUUAUUGGAAGAACCAUAUUUAUUACGUACGCAUAUUUCGUGUUUCGUUUUGUUUCUGCGAGACAACCGGUGUCCCUUCGUACUCCGCACGCUGUACCAUUUUCUAGAUACUGGUAGCGUUACGACAAAAUUAUCACGAGAUUGUUUUACGAAUCCUAAAAGAAAUCGCACGAGUCGAUGAUUCGUAAAAUCGUCCCUAAGGAUCGGCUGUUCUGGCAGCUGGUACAAAAUUCUAUAUUUACAAAAGAAAAAACGUAGACCUACGUAGCUUGCGCGCGCAAAUCUCGCCACUGCUGCUUCAAAAGGAAAACGUUACAGCGGCACGUGCUCGAUGAAAAUCUGCGAAUUUUCAUAUCUAAACAUAUACUUGCGUUCCCACGCGACAAAAGUUUCGUAUUUCGUACGUUGCUUCGACGAAAGCGUUAAAUUUUUAUUUAACCUGCAUUCUUUUCUUAUUUAACCCCUUGCCUUACGAUUUCUUAGUAGCUACUUACGCCAGUGUCACCUAUUCGCUGCUAUAAUAUCGAAACGUUACACAUAUACAGUUAUAAUCCGCGUUUAACCUUCUUUGCGCGUAAAAUCAAAAACUUGAUCUUCGAUUUAAUCGAUUUCUCAUGGAAAUUCGACAACUGGCAUUUAACGAGCACUGUAAUUUGGUUCGGAUCGUUCUGAGUAAAGGAGACACAAUGUGUCAAUGAUAACGACAACGAUGUAAUAAUGUACAGUUUUAUCGAAAAUAAAUACGUUUAUCGUUAAUUAUCAAUCAAUGAAUAACUCGUGGAAAUAAUUAGUUAAUGCGGCGGUAAUUAGUAAGUAGCGUGGAUCGAGCGUGACUUAAAACGCGAUAAGGCAAAGAGUUUAAUAGAUUUACGUUAUAAUAUGUAUAAAAAUACAUAUUACGACAAAAUAGGAUCAGCAUAUUACCAAAGUAUACGUUUUUAACCAAUAUCUCUGUACAAAUAUUCGUGUAGAAGCAAAUAUUUCUGUACAAAAGCGAAUCGUUCGUUUCAACGAUUUAACGACGAAUGAUCCAUUCAAGAAUAAAAUAUAAUUUACUUUCAUGCGGCUGCGUUACAGAAACGAUAAAUUUGAAAGAAAGACAACGUUAUUACCAUCAUAGCCGAUAUUCGAGCAUCGUGUGAAUCCUUUAAUUCGUUUACAAUAUCGAUUCGUUAUUAAUAAUAAUUCAGUUGGAACCAUAAGGGAUCUGUUUCUAGCUCGCCUUUUAUAAUCUUCGUUCGAAAAGAUCGGUUUGUCCGAGAAAUUUUACCGAUUCUUUCGCAAUUUCGUCUUGAAUGGUAACAUAAUUUCAAUAGACUAGCUAUACAUCGUCUAACGCCUUCAACUUAAUCGCGGUCACCGUUAUUUAAGCAUGUUUCAUGGUAUUUAACGGAUUUGUGAUUUGUGCGCACUGUUUAAAAAAUAUAAACGUACAUAUAUAUAUAUAUAUAAUAUAUCUUUCCAUCCUUAAUUAUCAUACUAUGUACAGCAGUGAUAAUGCGCGUUAUCCUAUCAUAUUUAUUAUACAACCGCGUCGUUCUCUUACACCGUACACUUGGAUAUUUAUCGAUCGACUAAAAAGUAAUUGGCACGAAUCGACGAUCGAUCGAACAUUAUUUAUAAUUAAUCAUCCGUGUAAACCAAAACAUCUUUCCAACUCACGUCCAUAGAUACUUGCAUACUCGGCCGACAGUUACGAUUUAUCACAGAAUAACACAUUCAUUGUAUUAAUGACAACGCAAUUUUCACACCAGAUAUCCCUGUGCUCGAUCUUCUUAACGAUUGGCUGGCGUCCCUUGACCAAUUGUGCACGAACGACGAACGUAUUAAUAUAUCGAGAAAAAUGUUUUCUUCCGACGGAGAUUGGAAACAUUGGAAUCGAGCACCGUAAAAACGAAGAUAAUUUCAAUACGAUUGAUGGCCGGUACCGCUCUCCGUUUCUUACCUGUCGUGAUAUGUCUUGGAAAUAUCGCUACGAGAUGCUUCGAAAAACUUACAUCUCGUAGCGUCGAUCCUCUGAUUAGUCUCGGUAUAUAGAGAAAUAUUUGACAGGUCUGUGAAUUUUUUUCCAAUGAAAUUCUUAUUUAUUUUCGUCGAAUCGUUCGAUAAAUUUCGUCCUUUUACAAGUAAAUCUGUUUAAGUGAAAAUAUCAAUUACGAUAAGUGAAAAUUAAGUUGCAUAUUUUCACGUAGAAUUCGCGCAAGCGCGGUAUUCACAUUUUGAUAUUUUUCAAACGGUAAAACAGCGAUAAGAGAACAUCUCAAAUACGAUGCUUGUCCAGUUGAACAGACAAAAUUUAUCCAACGAUUUUUCCUUAUUUCUCUCGUACAAAAAUAAUACGAUAUAACGCAAUAUAAUAACGAAGCGUUAAACGCUUUAGUACAAAGUGAUCGAGAGCUUACCACAUAUACAUAGAUCGUUCUUAUAUUACAUCGCGACGGUGGUAUCUACACACUUGCACGGACAAUGACCGAAUUUUUCAAUUGCUCGUGCAUUACGUUGCAAAUAUACUGACAACCUGAACGGAUGAAACCGAUUCACGACUUUUCCGAAGCUGAUCCAAUGAAAGCGAUACACCGACAUUUAGCUUGAAAUUGUUUACAGUAACGAAGCGUGUGAUCUUUUCCACAAGCGAUACGACAUCUCCUUUGAAUCGGAGUGCAAAUAUAUAUGUACAUACAUACAUACAUACAUACAUACAUACAUAGAGCCAAUAUAAUCUUUAAUAAAAGAUUGCGUAUAAUAAUUACUGUACAAGUUAAUCAAAUUUAUUUUUCAAAUAAUCGCCUAAUUAAUUUUUAGCACACGUAAUGGAAAAUUUUACGCGAAUAUGUGCAAAGAUUACGAUCUGCUUUCCUUCGUUAUCAGGUUAAAUGCGACCUAACUGAAGUCGUAUCAACGAUAUAGGAUUCGACAACGACGAAGAUUUGUAAAUUUAUCCCAACGUAAAAGCAGUAAAAUAUUAUUAGCAAAAUUGAUCUAUUCGCAAUUCGUUACGUUAUACUUUUAAUUUCGUAAUAUACGUCACGUAUUUUUUACUUAGUUUAAUACAUAGAAAUAAUUAUUACGUUACAGGUUCUCCGAUAUCCUAAGAAGAAACAAAAUAAUAUCCUUUGCUUCGAUUUUUAUCUUACCAUAUUUACACGAAGACUGCUCUGUACAUCGAUAAUGUUAUCACAUUAAAAUUUUAUUGAAAUGUGAAAAUUAUGAUGUUCCCAUAAGAAACAAGCCUAGAGAGAGAGAGAGAGAGAGAGAGAGAGAGAAACAGACAGAGAGCGAAAUUUAACGACAGCAUACUUAUACAAAUGGAAAAGGUUCGUUUAAACAUUGAUCGAUAAAUUUUACCGAAAAUUAUCUACGAUCGUGGUAAAUCGAUGACAUUACGAGCAUCUGUUAAAAGUAACCACGUACUUUUUCAACGAGGAAACCAAUCGAAACGCGUUAUAAACCUGCAUCUUACGAUCAACAAAAUUGCGUUAGUUUCUAGAUUUAAGAAAGUAAAAGACAUAUAAAUCGUAGAAUUAUUUCCUAUUCCCGUGAUCGUAUUAAAUAAGAUCCGUUGAUCAAAACGUUGAAACUGAAAAACCGAUCUAAUACCGAUACUCGACGAUUAUUCACCUACGCGAGAAACAUCGAUGAUACGGUUGAUAAUAUAUGCGCGCAAAUGUACAGCACAGUGUUAUACAUAUACGAUACGUAUAGCAAAGAAGUAAGUUCGAUGAGUUGGAAACUGCAGUUGUCCGAUCGAUCUCUUCUUUAUCGAUCUGUUAGCCUAUGCGUGUGAAUCUGUUUUUUCGUUUGCUAAAUAUAAGCGAGUAUAAUUAUAUUCACGACAUCUUAGGAUAUUCGAAGCGAUGAAACGUUUGUUACAAAGGAGACGAGCUCGGAAUAAGAUUCGACUAUAUAUGUACAAGUUAGUCUUAUCACUUUGUAAUACUCUAACGCAUUUGGCAAUCAAUUGGCAAUUUUCUUAAUUAACGGUCAACCGACAUCGUUGUAUAGUACACGACUUACAAUUCAGUAAUUUUUCAUUGCAGUUACAAAUUUGGUAAAAAGAGAAAUGAAAUUUUACGCUAUUACAUUUUUAUUCUACGUGACGUAAAUUGGAAAAUCGUAGAAAACGAAUCUAUAAUCUGUAACACUUGAAUCGUUAAAUUUGCCAAUACUUGCUAAUAAAGCGGAUCGGAUGGUAAUCGUUAACUCGUUGUUGUUUAGAACGGUUUAUCGAUAUUAUCAGUCGAUAAGUUAUCGUGCAAGCUGAAUUAAAUUAUACGACUUUAACGUACUUCUCUACAAUUUGUAUUUGUAUUCCGUUUACGCGAUAAAGAAUCUCGAUAGUAUUUAAGCUACAGGCAUUUAGGCGAAAUUUAAAGAUAGAAAAAUGCGUGCACGCGAAAGAUGUGAAACAUCGAGGGCACACCAACCGAUCGAUAAAAGAACGUCGACUCGAUCGGACAUUUUUCUCUCUACAAUACAAGUACGAUCGCGUGUUUUACGAAUCGUUCUACAUACGUGCUUAAGCGAUAUAAAAAUGUUUCUCCAAAAAUACAUAUGGGCAGUGAAUUUCAAUCCCUUUGUCGGUUCUUUUCUUUCUCCGUUACGGGGAAACCAUCACGGGGAAACCAUUACGGGCAAGUCAUUACGGGCAAGUCAUUACGGGUAAAUCAUUACGGGCAAAUCAUUACGGGCAAAUCAUUACGGGCAAAUCAUUACGGGCAAAUAAUUACGGGGAAAGCAGGUAAUCGACUUGCCUGUUGCUCUUAAACAUCUAAAAAUUUAUCGAUCACGCCUACUUUUGCCUGGCCUGUAAAUAGAAAAUUAAGUACACGACUUUGUAGCAUCGAGCAAAUCCCACUCUAAGUACUCUAUCUUUAAACGCGUCGUCGUUCAACGUUUGCUACUUACUCGAUCGUUACUGGUAACUAAGGAUUUUCUAUCGCUAAUAUCGAAAAGUAUUAUAAGAAUCAUUAAAAAAGCAUACGAAAUACGUGUAUAUGAAUCGACGUGUAACGAAAGAUAUACGUAUAUGUAUAAAGAAACAGGAUAAAUAGGUUAGUCUUUGAUCAGACGAAUGAUCGUAUAAAACUAAUAAUACUUGGCGAUCCUUUUACAAAUAAGUAAGUAAAUGUACUUGUUACUACGACUAAUGCGUACUCAUUUUCAUUCAGUUCGAUGGUAAGUGAAAUUAACAACGAGUCAUAGAUUUCACUCUUUUCCUCGGACAUUUGGCUGUUGAUAUUCUCUAAAUCGUAGCCCUAUUAAUCGUCUAAAUUGUAUAAAGUUUUGUUCUUGAAACUCUCGCAUGGAAGAGAUUUGUUCACAGUUCGAUGGUCGUUUGGUUUACCUUCUUUUCCUUCUUCUUUUCUUUCAACAAAUUAGUCUCACAUUAAUAAUAAACGGCACGAGACGUUGACGACGAUGUCAAAGAACGAACGAUCUACGCUAUAAUUAACUUCUGAACGAUAUCGCGAUCGUCGUUUCGAAUCGACUGUUAAUAAGUAAAUAUGUAUAUUAUACGGAUCGUCGAAUGAUUCUUGUGAAAAGCGAUAUGAUUUCUACGAAGAUGCGAGUUUCUUGUUCCCACUGGCGUGUCUUUUUCCUAUCAUGGAAAAAAAAGGAAAUCGUUCUUCUCUCUCACGUUUCUGACCUUCCCUUUUUUUUCAUUCUAGGUAAUGUUUUACAUUUAAUUUGCGUCUCUACUACGGCCCUUGGACGGAUAGUUGCCACUCGCGAUUUGAAUCGGCAAUUGUUGUUCGCAGAGCCAAUUCUCGUCGGGUUCCCAACAAGUCGUAUUUAAAUUUACAACGUAAUUUUAGAAUUUUAGUGUUAGAGAAACAAGCGAAGGAUUUGAUAAUAGAUGCCAUGUAUUUAUCAUAAUUUCACGGAUCGUCUUAAAACGCGUGUAGAUAAAUAAUAGUAAAAGUUUAUUGAUCAACGGAGAAUAAUUUAUAUAAGUGGAAACAGACGAAAACGAAAAAAAACAAAAACAAAAUAAGAGAAUAUUUAAAUGUCAAAUAAACGUUCGUUUGAAAAUAAGAUUGAAAAUUCGUAAAAAUAUUUUGGAAAAAUUGAUUUCUCGAUUAGAUCUUACGACUCGUAAAUGAUCUACGUAUCUAAUGGAUCUACGUAUUUCUAUAAAAGCGAUAAUUACAUAGAGAAAGAUGCGUCUACUAAUUUAUUUAGUAAUUACACGCGGAAUAAAAGAAAAAUAAAAUAUAAUAAUAAGCGGAACGAAAAGAACGUAGGAUCAGAAUCAGGGUUUUCCAGCAUUUGUCAUUUUUUGUACGAAAGUGGAUUUGUUGCAAACCGAACGUCUCGAUCGAAACGGUGGCAAC
This is a messenger RNA of Bombus huntii, 7592 nucleotides long. RefSeq lists its product as uncharacterized. The transcript is spliced from 5 exons. NCBI's taxonomy places the organism in Eukaryota, Metazoa, Arthropoda, Insecta, Hymenoptera, Apidae. The coding region runs from base 1 to 624 and encodes 207 amino acids. The record is from RefSeq and is a predicted model, not a curated record.